AUGGACGAUGCUCGCGUACGGAAAAUUUUCAUUUCGGUAGAGGAAUAUGCCGCGAAGGUAGGAAAUAUUCGCGAGACCGUGUGCUCGUUGGAGAAGAGCUUAAUGAUUUCGCGGAGUUUGGAGGUUGAACGAUGGCUGAGAUACUCGAUCUUGAAAACAAAGAACAGAACAGCGAUAGACGAUCUCAAGAAAGCGAAUAAACGCAAUAAAAGCAUGCUGAAUUUAUUCCGGCAGUGCGUCACUGACAAUCGUUUCGGUAAUGAAAUUGCGUUGCCAGAGUCUUUGAAGAGGGAAGUGCAGAGAACCUGGCACCAGAAAUACGAUGCUUUGCUGGUGCAAAACGAGCAGUUAAAGAAAGAUGUUACAAACGCGAAUUUUCUUCUCAAGGAGAAACGGAACGAAAUUCAAGAUCUCCAACAAAAAUUAUUAACUCUCGGCGACAAGCUAAUCGAACGCAACGAAGCGAUGGAAAACGUCUGCGAAAUGUAUUUGAGGCUGAAAAAGAGGAAAGACGAACAGGAAACGUUGCUACGGGGUUCCAUCGAAACGCUGCGGGUCGAAGCAACUAGGAAACGUUAA
This is a messenger RNA of Colletes gigas, 579 nucleotides long. RefSeq lists its product as uncharacterized. The record is from RefSeq and is a predicted model, not a curated record. Lineage: Eukaryota; Metazoa; Arthropoda; Insecta; Hymenoptera; Colletidae. The transcript is spliced from 4 exons. Bases 1 to 579 code for a protein of 192 amino acids.